This is a messenger RNA of Stomoxys calcitrans (stable fly), 2411 nucleotides long. RefSeq names its product protein Lilipod (gene lili). The transcript is spliced from 8 exons. NCBI's taxonomy places the organism in Eukaryota, Metazoa, Arthropoda, Insecta, Diptera, Muscidae. The record is from RefSeq and is a predicted model, not a curated record. Gene Ontology annotation, biological process: signal transduction. The annotation marks the transcript as partial. Gene Ontology annotation, molecular function: transmembrane signaling receptor activity.
CACGUUUUCGUAUUGCCUGCCUUCUUUGUUUGUUUUGAAAACAAUAAAAAUUCGAUUUGUGCAUUUGCAAAACAUGUACUGAAAAUAAAAAAGGUUGGCUGGAUAUUCCUUCUAUUGCUGAUUUUACUGUAUUUCGCCUCGUACGUGUUGAUUUCACGCUUUAGACGCAAAGAUCGUGACGAUCUAUUUUCCAAUGAUGAAGAUGAAUUACUGGUGUAUCGCAUAAGUUCAUGGCUUUGCACAUUUUCAAUGGCAAUAGCAGUAGGAGCAGCACUUCUCUUGCCCGUUUCCAUAGCAAGCAAUGAAGUUUUAUUGCUGUAUCCAAACAGUUAUUACGUUAAGUGGCUGAAUAGUUCAUUGAUCCAAGGUCUUUGGAAUCAUGUUUUUCUAUUCUCCAAUUUGUCACUGUUCGUUUUCCUGCCAUUUGCCUAUCUAUUCACUGAAUCGACCGGCUUUUCGGGUCAUAAAAAGGGAAUUAUAGCUCGUGCCUAUGAGACCUUUACAGUAUUCAGCCUUUUGGCUUUUGUAGUUUUGGGCUUGACAUAUGUGCUGUCGGCCGUAAUGGAUCCAGAGAAAAUUGGAUUUCUAUCGCUGCUAAAUUUAGGCAGUGUUCAUUUGCCGUUUUUGUAUUCAUGUGUAUCGUUUUUGGGAGUGCUACUACUGCUGCUUUGUACACCCUUCGGCUUUGUGCGCCUCUUUGGUGUGGUGGGUCAAGUAUUGGUCAAGCCACAUUUGCUGCGUGAUGUCAACGAGGAGUAUAUUGCUUUUCAUAUGGAGGAAGCCAGUGUCAAACGCAAACUGGCCAAUUUGGAAUUGCAAAAUGUCAGCAUCAAUGAGUCUCUCAAUGGUGGCAAUGGUAGCCUCAACUCUAGCAGCAAUAAUUACAGCAUCAGAGCAGGCACCUACGACAUGCCAAAUGGCAAUUAUUUGGCAAGCACCAUAACAUUUAGUGCUAAUCAAGCCAACUCAUCGCAACAAGAACAUUAUAAUUUUAGUAAUUACUACAAUCACGUAAUCCAAAGAGCUUCGCUGUCACAUCUCAUCCAGAGGAAACCUCUGGGUGGUGAGGGCCACGACAGCCAAGCAAAACUUAAUGAAAGACUGAGAGAAUUGGAGUCUGAACGCAAAGAAUUGGAUAAAUUGCGGAAAUCCUCAGCAUUCCAGAGGAAUUUUGUCUAUCCAUUGGCCAUGCUGUUGUUGUUAUUCUUCACCGGCAUAACGAUACUGCUGGUGGUGCAAAAUACAUUGGAAUUGCUGAUUGGCAUUAAGGCAUUGCCCUUAAGUACACGGCAAUUUACUUUGGGCAUUUCAUCUUUGUCCAAACUGGGACCAUUUGGUGCUGGUCUUGAGGUGUGCCUAAUUUUUUAUUUGGGAGCCACUUCUGCUGUGGGCUUCUACACCAUGCCAUUUAUGCGCAAUGUGCGUCCUCAACGCCGUAAAACUUCACUAUCACAAUUGAUAGUCAAUUGUGCUCUGGUGCUGAUUCUAAGUUCCGCAUUGCCAUUGCUUAGCCGCAUCAUAGGUAUAACAAAUUUCGAUCUAUUGGGCGAUUUUGGCGCCAUAGAAUGGCUGGGAAAUUUCCAAAUUGUAUUCCUUUAUAAUUUCGUAUUUGGCUCAACUACAGCAUUGGUGGUAGCAAAUAAAUUCACAGCCACGGUGCGGCAAGAGUUAUGUGCGCGGUUAGUAGAAAACUAUGUGAUCUUCACCAAUUACAUGUCAUUCAUCAACUGAUAUUUACUAAAACGACGCAUUAAAAUCAUUUCUCCACUGCCUACAAAUCAUUACCAUCAUCUGCAUCACCAUCAUAAGCAUUAUGAGAACGCCAACGCUGCUACAGCAAAUCACAAAAUUUCCUUACCACUAAAAUCUUCAUCAAAUCAUAUGUCCUUAAGCCCCUCAGGCGCCUCUACAAGUGCUGCUGCCACCUCGCUUACCUUAAUGGUAUGGCAGCGUGUAGGUGAACAUCUAAAUGAGAAUGGUUUUCUUGUGUCGUUUAUGAGAACAUUUCGCAAUUUUCAUGCAAGACAUUUAAAAACUAAACCUUAGUCCAUAAAAUCCACUACAGCAACAAUAAUAGGCUAAUUUAAAAUAGGCUGUCGAAUGCCAACCAUGUAUCUCCUCAUCCCAUUGAGAAAUUUAUUUUCAAUCGUAUUUUUAUAAAUUUUAAACAAUAAGUGCAUUCAAACAAUAAGCGUCACUUCAUUUCAGAUUAUUGUGCAUUGAUUUUUACUAACGUUUCGAGUGUUACCGCUUCAUUAUUUACCAUACUAUAUACAUACAUACCCCCAUUCAAUCAUAAAUAACAAUAUGCUUAGUUAUAAAGAAACUGUCCUUAAAUCGAUAAUGUACUUUAUUUUACAAAACAAAAACAAUCGAUAAAGAAUGAAGGUGUAUUAUUAAUUAUUAUAUUA